UUCGCUUCCGCUGUGGCAGCUCCACCCCCACGAGGGGACGUAUGAUCCGUGCACGCGCAUCGUUGUUAUGAGGUGGCGCGGACAUGUCAAACCACACGUGCCCGCCUUCUUUGUCCCCCCUUCAUGGCCACAACCGGGAACGGGAAGCUGGCCCAACGGUCGCCUUUGUCGUUUCCGAGCGUCCCUUGAAGUGCUCUCGUCUCGGCGUCCAGACGUCUCGUCGCUCGGUCUCUCCCCCGCUACGGGUUUCGUCUUCCCUGCCCACCUGGAAGAUGUUUCAGGUUCGCUUCGGGGUUCUCCUGGCUCGGCCGCUUUGUCGGAUGGUUUUCCCGUUUGUUUAGGUUUUCGGCAACACCGCCCACACCUCUUUUGUCCCAUCUCAAGUGGAGCUCCAUGCCGGACUUCUUUUGUCAUCAUGUCCCCAGCAUCGGCCGCAGCGGCCGGUGAAAGCAGCACCUGCACCGUCGCCCCCGAAGAGGAGCCGGAGCCGGAGCCGGGCAGCCCCAGACUUGAGCUGCGGCCUCGGAAACAGUCCCUGCUGAAGUCCUUGUGUCAGAAGACGCACUGGAAAUGUCUGCUGCUCUCCCUGCUCAUGUACGGCUGCGUGGGAGCCACGACCUGGUGCCAGGUGACCACCGUCACACGCCUCUCCUUCGACAGCGCCUACAAGGGGAAGUCCAUGAUGUACCACGAUAGUCCCUGCUCCAACGGCUACAUUUACAUCCCCCUGGCCUUCCUGGUCAUGCUCUACGUGGUCUACCUCGUGGAGUGCUGGCACUGUUACACCAGGAACGAGAUGCAGUACAAAGUGGACGUGGACAAUGUGGCCGAGCGAGUCGAGAGGAUGAAGCAGGCCACGCCGUGCAUCUGGUGGAAGGCCAUCAGCUACCACUACGUGAGGAGGACGCGGCAGGUGACGCGAUACCGCAACGGAGACGCCUACACCACCACUCAGGUCUACCACGAGAGGGUCAACACGCACGUGGCCGAAGCGGAGUUUGACUAUGCGAACUGCGGGGUGAAGGACAUCUCAAAGCACCUGCGAGGCCUGGAGCGCUUCGCGAUCACCAAGCUGAGGUUCACCAAGUGCUUCAGCUUUGCCAACGUGGAGUCGGAGAACUCGUACUUGACGCAGCGGGCCAGGUUCUUCACAGAGAACGAGGGCCUGGACGACUACAUGGAGGCCCGCGAGGGGAUGCACCUGAAGAAUGUGGACUUUAAGGAACACAUGAUUGCCUUCACCGAUCCGCGACACCUUCCCUGGUACGCGUCGCAUUCCGCUUUCUGGACCGCGGCGGCUUUGACUCUCUCCUGGCCUUUACGGGUGCUGACGGAAUUCCGAACCGCCUGCGUCCACUACCACGUGGAGAAGCUUUUCGGCUUCGACUACGUGCCGCUGACGCCUUCCGAGGAGCGUCCUUAUUGCAGGCACGUCCCGCGGGUCAACACGGUGGACAGCACGGAGCUGGAGUGGCACAUCCGCUCCAACCAGCAACUAGUGCCCAGCUACUCCGAGGCGGUUCUCAUGGACCUGGCCCAGCUCUCGAGCAGUUGCCAGAACUACUCUGUUUGUCAUCGCUACGGCAGCUACAGGCAGAAUUGCCAGCGCUGCCACCGCGCCAUCAGCAGCUCCUCCAUCUUUUCUCGCAGCGCCCUGAGCAUCUGCAACACGGCGAGCCCGCGCCUGCCCUUCAGCGCCAGUCGCUUCUCGCUGGGGCGUCUGUACGGCUCCAGGCGCAGCUGCCUGUGGAGGAGCAGCGGGAGUCUGAACGAGCCCCCGAGCCGACCCACGGAAAGCACGCGCUGCCUGUCGGGCCAGCAGAGCGGCGAGGAGAGCCCUCCGGCAUACCAGGAUGCUCUCUACUUUCCCGUGCUUAUCGUGCACAACAACGAAGGCUGCCUCAAUCACAACCAUCGCUCCCUGCACAGAAACGGCUCUUGCGUGGAGACCUCAUUAUGACCCUCGGACAACAGAAUUUUUUUUGUGUAGCACACAACCCUGGUUGCGAAUCACUUAAUAGGCAUGUUUCAACUUAUCUUGUCACGCACAUGUUAAAACAAAGUUGACAUGAAAACGUAUGAAUUAAUUCUGUAACGUCCUUCGUCGGCGUUCCGCUGCAUCACAGCGAACUGAGAUUUCGGAGAAAAAUCGGAAACAAAUGUAACGCCAGAACGACAUCAAAACGGUUUCCUCAUGCCUGAUAGCGAAGCUGAAAUAACCCAUUAGCAGAAAUGGCUCGGCUGCGAUGACAUUACACUUCCUGGCUUGGUAAAUAUAGCAACACGGAUUAUUAAUAAUUCAGCAGAAGAGCGCCAAAGGACACAAGCACUACACUCAUUUUUUUCAAGGCUUUCACACUCGCUGUAAAUGUUGUAUAAAUGCCAAUUAGACACCAUUAAAAGCUUGUCAUGUCAGAACUCUGUCAAACUAGUUACAUGUUGACUUUUAAUACGUGGCAAUACUGUAUUAUUAUUUUUGAAUUAUUAUUCAGCCUACCUCUUUAAGUGCCUAGCAAUUGAACUAUUACCAACAAAACAUCUUCCCCUCUUUCCUCCAAAUCAAGUUUACACUUGGGUGUGUCUGUGUGCAUGUCCUCUUUUUAUUGUUUCAACUACAAUGAACAUUUUUUUUUCUGCCUUCCUGAUGGUGAAAUGGAGCUGCGGCAAAGCUGGAUGCUGUGGCAGCUGCUGAUGCAUAUCAGAGAGACGGGCAGAGAGCUGGCUCUCAAAGACGCUGAAAAUAGGCUUUGGGGGGGCUGCACUCGCUACUGAUAUUGUCACAUGUAAUAAUACGAGAAGAUGGCUCGAAAGAACUGAGGGCUCCGAUGCCGAUGUCAGGCCGAGGGAAUGUUCAUGAAAAUCGGGAGUGCCGCAACUUUUCAAACGGAUAUGAAGGAAGACAUCGCUCUCAGGGUGAAGAUGAGGUUGAAUGAGAUCGAGC
Molecule: messenger RNA, 2941 nt
Organism: Hippocampus comes (tiger tail seahorse)
Lineage: Eukaryota; Metazoa; Chordata; Actinopteri; Syngnathiformes; Syngnathidae
Gene: tmem151ba
Product: transmembrane protein 151Ba
Exons: 2
Coding region: 68-1960 (630 amino acids)
Source: RefSeq, a predicted model, not a curated record